GGGAAGCCUCUGGGACUCACCCAGAAAAUGGCGUUUCAUUACAUUCAACGCUGGAUUUUUAUACUUUUCUAGUUCUUAAUUAACCUCCUCUAUUUGAGUUACCAAUGAAGUUUCUUGUUCUAGGUGUACUCACCCAGUUGUGCUUGUGGGGUUGAGCUCUGGCUCUUUGGCCCCACCUCUCCUGAGGGAGAAGGAGAUCAGAACUUCUCUUAUUGUAGGAGUGUUGGCCUCCAGAAGACGUCCUAGGUCACAAGGCAGCUCCUGCAGUCACCAGGAGGGGAUAACUUCACGGAAUCUAUACGAAUCAUAAAGAUGACAAAACCUCACAGGUGUCCAGAGUGUAGGAAGAAGUUUUGCAGUCUUCAAAAUAUGAAGAUGCACAUGUUGUUACACACUGGUGAUAAACCUCAUGAAUGUUCAGAGUGUGGGAAAAGAUUCACUCAACUUGGUCAUGUGAAGCGGCAUAUGACUGUUCAUACAGGUGAUAAAUUGCACGAGUGUACAGAGUGCGGGAAAAGAUUCAGUCAACUUGGAAAUCUGAUGACUCAUACGAAGAUACAUACUGAUGAUAAGCCUCACAAGUGUAGGAAGUGUGGGAAAAAAUUCUCCCGUUUGGGAUCUAUGAAGAUUCAUAUGUUGGUGCAUACGGGUGAUAAGUCUCACUUAUGUUCAGAAUGUGGAAAAAGUUUCAGUCGUCUUGAUUAUAUGAAGAGUCAUAUGUUAACACAUACAGGUGAUAAACCCCAUGAGUGCCCAGAAUGUGGGAAAAGAUUUAGUCAUAUCACAAAUAUGAAGACUCACAUGACGGUGCACACUGGUGAUAAACCGCAUGAGUGUCCAGAGUGUGGGAAAAGAUUCAGUCGUCUUGGAGGCAUGAAGACUCACAUGUUUUUACAUACAGGUGAUAAUACACAUGAAUGUCCAGAGUGUGGGAGAAGCUUCAGUCGUCUUUGUAAUAUGAAGACUCACAUGUUAGUGCAUACGGGUGAUAAACCUCAUGAGUGCCCAGAGUGUGGGAUGAGAUUCAGUCAACGUCAAAAUAUGAAAAGGCAUAUGAAGGUCCAUAAAGGUGAUAAAUUGCACGAGUGUUCAGAGUGUGGGAAAAGAUUCAGUCAACUUGAAAAUUUGGAAAGGCAUAUGAUGGUUCAUGAAGAUGAUAAAUUGUUUGAGUGUCCGGAGUGUGGGAAAAGAUUUAAUCAAAUUGAAGCUAUGUUGACUCACACAACAAUUCAUACAACUGAUAAACCUUUUGAGUGCGCUGAAUGUGGGAAAAGAUUUAGGCACCGUAAUAGUAUAAUACGUCACAUAUUAGUACAUCCUGGUGACAAACUUCACAAGCUCUGAUGCUCUUGUCAUUUAAUGGGUGUCGGUAGUACAGUUGGAUUUGUUUUCGGCUUGCAAUUGGGAAUCCCGGGUUUGAAUCUUGGGGAGGACACGAAAAUGGUUGGGCAUGAUUCCAUUUGUCUAAGGCCUCUGUUCACCUAGCAUUAAAUAGAUAACCAGGAGCUAGGCAACUGUUGUGGUAUUGCAUCCUAGAGAAGGUCAGUACAGUACUUCAAUCUUGGUGUGUACCUCGAAAUCAGAACCCCUCAUGGCUUAGAUAACAUAGGAACAAUGUGCCAGGGAAAGAGGCAGCAACCCGUGACUACACAGCUAUACCACCGGUUGCCAGCCUUCUUAUGAUUUAAUCCUUUAAUUAAAAGGGUUACCACUCAAACCUGUCAACAGCUCAGAGCUUCCACAGGUAUCUUGUUAAUAAAUUAUCGUCUACAGUAUAUUAAUUGUAAAUUUAAUGUCGAAGACAAGAUGAACCUUGUUCUAGUGUUUACAUCUUGUAAUCUUAUCUUGUUAUCUAACUUCAAUAAUUUUUUAAGAUUCAGCAUACUAUAUUAGAUUAUGAAAUCAAUAAUGACCUUCCUGUUUUCUGAAAUCAAUACUGACUGUUUUUUCUGAAAUAAUUGAUGAUUAUUGUUCAUGCUUUCAGGAAUAACUAUGGCAUUUUUCUCUUACUGUUCACAUUCAUCGGUGCAAAUUCAUCUUCAAUGAUGCCUCUUUUGCUUUCAUAUAAUCUUUUUUUAACUUUUGUCUGUAGCUGUACACUUUUGUGCACAAAAAUAGCUGUGCACUUUUGUCCAUAGCUGUACACUACCAAAUGUAAGGUUACAGUUAACAGUUAUUCGUCAGGUCAUGGUACACUACCAAACAUAAGGUUACAGUUAACAUCAAUAUAUCAGAUCAUUAUAUACUGAUUUUCAUGAAAUUUCUGUGUCUGUGAUACAAAUGACAAGUAAUUACCUAAAUGUAAUUAUCUAAGUAGUUACAGGAUUGAGAGCUAUGCUCGUGGUGUCCCAUCUACCCAGCACUCUUUGUCAUAUAACGCUUAGAAACUACUGACGGUUUUGGCCUCCACCACCUUCUUACCUAAUUUGUUCUAACCGUCUACCACUCUGU
This is a messenger RNA of Procambarus clarkii (red swamp crayfish), 2451 nucleotides long. The record is from RefSeq and is a predicted model, not a curated record. Lineage: Eukaryota; Metazoa; Arthropoda; Malacostraca; Decapoda; Cambaridae.